Messenger RNA from Brassica oleracea var. oleracea, 1955 nucleotides. Its product is annotated as non-specific lipid-transfer protein 2-like. The transcript is spliced from 2 exons. NCBI's taxonomy places the organism in Eukaryota, Viridiplantae, Streptophyta, Magnoliopsida, Brassicales, Brassicaceae. The record is from RefSeq and is a predicted model, not a curated record. Bases 92 to 382 code for a protein of 96 amino acids. Gene Ontology annotation, biological process: lipid transport.
GAGACACACGUAUCAAAAACCACUCACAAACACAAGAACACACUUUUUAUAAACUCUCAAACCAAACAAAAGAAGAACAAGAAGAAGAAAAAUGGUGAUGGUCAAGGCCACAUGGGUGUCCCUUCUGGCCCUCGCUGCGUUUCUCCUAGUGGUUCUAGUCCCGGCGGCAGAAGCGGUGACGUGCUCGCCAAUGCAGCUAAGCCCAUGUGCGGCGGCGAUAACGUCGUCAUCUCCACCGUCAGCGUUGUGCUGCGCGAAGCUGAAGGAGCAGAAGCCAUGCAUAUGUGGGUACAUGAGAAACCCUAGCCUCCGUCGCUACAUCAGCUCUCCCAACGCUCGUAAAGUCUCUAACACCUGCAAGUUCCCCAUGCCAAGGUGUUGAAAAAAGUGUGUUUGCAAUUAUAUAUGAUCAUCCUAUAAACUUUGUUUGAAUCCUGCUUUUGGUAUGCGUUUAGGGAUGUUAAUUAAAAAUCAUACCCUUAAGAAUAACACUGUGUGAUCGAUGAUGCUUUUAUACAUCUUAUUUUCAAUAUUUUUGUUGCACGUGACAAGGGCUCAUCGUUACUACCAGCGUCUAGAUUCAUCUUUGGUUCAUGUUAUUUCACCACUACAGGUUUUGGUUUUGAUUGGUUAAAUUUUUUUCUUGGGUUUAAUCGACUCCACUGCAUAUAUCUAUUUUGUUCAUACGGAUCUGGACUCAACCCAGUAAAACACAAUCCUUGGUCCUUUAAAAAAAAAAUUGAAUUUUAAUUCAUUCAAUCAAAAGCCUUUAAAUUACAUAAAGUGCAGCUUAAUUUGAAGUGUUUAAAAGAAUAAAAAUCAUCCUAAAAUAAAAAUUACACAGAUGAUUUUCUUUUUAUUAGUUUCUUUAGUAAAUGUUUUAUUGACCAUAAAAUUUCAGAUCCAUCUCUGAUGGUAGAUUCUCGCAUCAUGUGUUGUUAACGUUGUGGUCUUCGCCUUUCUCUAGUAACAGUCUGCUUUUGUCACCUGGAAACAAAAAGUCCAAUAAGUGAUAUCCACUAAACACCUAAUCUAAGCCCAGGCCGAGCCCAAUUGAGUUCCCGACAAAACUUAUACAAACAACGUUACUUUCUCUCUCUCUCUCUCUCUCUCUUUCUACUCGAAUAAAUAAAAGCCAAAACUUUGAACUUGCUCCAUUUCUAAGGACAGAAAGGAAUCUUCUUCGAUCAAUCAAUGGAGCUCCCUCCUCCGCCGCCACCGGAGAGAUCAAAGCGCCUCCAUAACUUCACCUUACCUUAUCUCCGAUGGGGUCACCAGAGAUCCCUCAGGUGCGUCAACUUACCCUCUUCUUCUUCUUUCCCUCCUUCUCCCGAUCAUGGAGAGAGGAGGAAUCUAAGCAUCGAUCCCAUCUGCGAUGGGAAACCACCAAAGGUCUCGACUUUGGGAAACGGAGGAGGCGAUGAUGCCGCUGCAGUAGCAGAAGCAGCUCGGCCGUGGAAUCUGAGGACGAGGAGAGCUGCUUGUAACGAACCCACGAGGAUCACACAUGGUCAUGGAGACUCGGAGAAGAAGGAGAAAGUGAAGUUCUCUGUUUCUUUGUUGAGGGGAGAAAUCGAAGAGGACUUCACAUCCCUCUUUGGGAAAAAACCUCCUCGAAGGCCAAAGAAGAGACCAAGACUUGUUCAGAAUCAAAUCAUUACUCUUUUUCCCGGAUUGUGGCUAGCAGAACAAGUAACAGAAGGCUCUUACGUCGUCCCUGAGCCUGUGGAAACAUGAUGAAAAGGUGUUUGAUUCCUUGGUUUCUUCAAGAAAAUGGUUGUAUACUAUCAAAUGUAGCAAUUAAGCCAGUUUUAUGCUUGCUUCUGUUUGUUCUUUUAUAGAGACAUCUGGUGGGUUUUUUCAUUACCAAAGCUAAUUGUAAUCUCCAUGGCAAUGGAAUCUCCAGCUAUUUUUGUAUUGUUAUAUCCAUAAUGCAGCUCUCUGCAAUUUCCUUA